AUGACUUCCGAGGCUCCUGAGUCCACCUCACCAAUCACUGUCACCGAGACCGAACACGCGGUCAGAACCUCGGCCAGCGGUCCAAUAACGAUGGAUCGCACGGCCGAGUCCAUGGGCGAGCAAGCAGUCGUCGAAGAUCUGAUGGCGAAGCAGGCCUACAGGAUAGAAACAUCCUUUAUGGCCGCAAUGGACAGAUUCUCCUCGGAGCUAUAG
Messenger RNA from Prunus armeniaca (apricot), 213 nucleotides. NCBI's taxonomy places the organism in Eukaryota, Viridiplantae, Streptophyta, Magnoliopsida, Rosales, Rosaceae. The record is from the annotation of a GenBank genome assembly.